AUGGGUCCUGAAAGGACGAAAUUCUGCGAUCUAUGCCAGCAGGACCUCAAGCCGUGCAGUUGGACCACCCAUCACAAGGCCUAUGAGAAGAAGGCUGAGAAACAGCGCCAGAAUCAAAUCAUGGUGGAAUCCAUUCAAAGGCAAAAUUUAGGUGUAGCAGCAGGUUCCUCAAAUCUGAGAUGUGUGAGGGAUGAACACGUUGUUAAUGCUGCAGGAAAGAGACGAGAGUGUGAAGCCUGGAAUGAGAUAGACAAUGACACAGGGCACAUUGAUUUUCCUGACGCAGAUGUCCCUGAGCAUGUGGAACCCACUUUCGAGGUUGACAACAUCAUGUGCGAAUACCAUCCAAGCAGGGUUGUUUCCAUCUUUCUUUCUAAUGUUCAGCUUCUGAUGAUCCUUAAGUUGUUUACUAAAGACGUGAUCUCGGCACCAUAUGAUGGUAUGAUACAAGAGUUUGAUUUGCAUUAUAAGAAUCUCUGGGAGUGGGCUAUCGACCUCCUUCAUGAUCCUUGGCUCUUUCUGCACAUGGUAUUUGAUGCGCAACGAUUCUCAAAGUUCAAUGGCAAGGAAUUCAUAAAUUUUGUAGAUGAAUCAUACACUGCUGAAGCUUUUUGGAAUAUUCAAUCUCAGCUACCAGAUGGUGCCAAGCUGCUAGGUUUCAUUCUCUAUGCCGAUAAGACUAAGUUGUCCUCAUUCGGCACCGCAAGAGGUUACCCUGUUGUUGCUCGUCUCGCAAAUCUGCCUACCAAAAUUUGCAAUAGUCAGGGUAUAGGUGGUGGCUAUGUCGUCGGAUGGCUUCCAAUUGUGAAGGAAGAGAAAGACCAUGCUGCAUUGAGAUCUAGCAUGGGACAAUGGUUUGAAUGUCUCAAUGACCUUCAACACUGGUUCUUUCCUCUGAUAUUAAUUUUAUCGGCCAAUUAUGAAGAACAAUGUGUUAUGUUGCUAACUCAAAGGAUCAAAUUGUUGUGGCCAUGCCCAUCACAGAACAUCUUGAAGGUUGCACGGGACAAGGAGACCACUGAAGAGAGAGAGAACAUGCUCAAACAAUAUGGACUUCGUGAUGUCUCAAACGCCUUUUGGACUGUCAUGUUCAUGCUCCAUUUUAACAGGGGCCUGUACCGCGAUCAUCUGUGGGCUGUACUGCAAAAAAUAAUCACUGGUUUGGGGAGAGCAAGUGUAGCUAAGAUGGACAACAAUUACGAGGCAUUUCCAUGGUGGCGAAAUCUGAAGCAUUUAGCGCAAGUUAUGAGCAUUUCAUUCAGUGAUAGUAGCGUGUAUGAAGAUAUUUCCAAGAUGGUGAUAUAUGCUGCACAUACCAUCAUCACUGAGGAUGAGUGUCCACUUGGCUACCACUUACUUCAUUGCAUCCACCUCUUUAUUGAAGUCGAUAUGUAUUCAGCGCUUGAGGUUCACACAACCGACACUAUCCAUGCAGGCCAACACGCUGUGAAAGUGUUCUCAAUGUAUCUACAGCAAUAUAUAACAAAAACGGCCGACAACAGUGACAAGAACUGGAACUUUCCAAAAUUGCACAUGAGUGUGCAUAUCUUCGAUGAUAUCGAAGCCAAAGGAGCAACCCACAACUACAACACAAAGCCGAAUGAGAAGAUGCAUGGGUCACUGAAAGACUCAUAUUUGAUGCAUAUUAACUUCAGGGAUGUCGCACCACAGUUACAAGACAUCGAAGAUGCACUGGACGAAGACAAUUUUGUGGUGGAUGAUUUGGUUGUUUUGAACGACUCCCCUCAUGUAAAGCUUGGGUCCAGACAAGCUCCACAGACCUUUGAAUCUGCCGAGAACACUCACAAGGAUGAUGGCGCAUUUACUAACUUUCAUAUCAAGCUCAAUGACUUUUUGACUAACUUUUUAUUAGUGAUUCAAGUCCCUCUAUCAGGUGGAAAGUGGGUCCAACUCAAAGCAAGCGAUAAGACGACCGACAAGAUCAUAUUUGGUCGCCUGCUCUUCAUUUUUGAAUGCACAGUGGAGGAUACAGUCUUUUCUCUCACUCUUAUUCACUCAUUUGAUGCUCCCACUGGCGUGCACAUCCGAAAGGACAAGCAUCUCAACAUCUUUCGUGUUCGAGCGAGACUCCGUGCACAGGCUGAGUUUUUUCAAUAA
Suillus fuscotomentosus is the source of this 2118-nucleotide messenger RNA. RefSeq lists its product as uncharacterized. The transcript is spliced from 17 exons. The coding region runs from base 1 to 2118 and encodes 705 amino acids. Lineage: Eukaryota; Fungi; Basidiomycota; Agaricomycetes; Boletales; Suillaceae. The record is from RefSeq and is a predicted model, not a curated record.